Messenger RNA from Fusarium redolens, 1658 nucleotides. RefSeq lists its product as uncharacterized. The transcript is spliced from 6 exons. Lineage: Eukaryota; Fungi; Ascomycota; Sordariomycetes; Hypocreales; Nectriaceae. The coding region runs from base 501 to 1658 and encodes 385 amino acids. The record is from RefSeq and is a predicted model, not a curated record.
GCCAAUCGUAUUCUUCCCGCAGGUCCUGGAAUCUGAUACCAACGUCUGCCUCGACAAAUCUGACCUUGUUGGUUGAACCUCGACGGGCACUGAUCUCGGUAGCAGGCGAGGAACCUUCCUGAGUAUGCAGGCGACAGGAACACCGGGCCAUUCUCAGGGGUUCUGCUCAGACCGGUCCAUCACUCGUCCAAAUCCAUGUGAUAGCAGCAAACAUGAUUAGUUACUGAUAUUAUCUGUGACUAUUACAUCUGUUGCCUCAAGAUCCUGGGCCUAACAAAUUUGACUGGUCCAUGCGGAUGAUCACAGAACGGAGGAUUCGCCGCCAUGUCGCAGCUCCUAUUACCUGCAUCUCUGGCUUACAGUGGGUACAUAUGGCCCUGAUAUGCUGUUCCUAUCACUCUUGUUUUUGAGUUUUCCUCUUCUGACUUUUGGUUCUGCAUCUUGACUAUUCUGGACUCCCUCCAAGCCAUCUAAGCAUUUCCCGUCAACUUGCAGUCAACAUGACCAAGCCAGCGAUGGAACCGCCUCCGGGAAAGGAGUCCAACUUUGACAAUCCCGAUCGAGAACUGUACUACAUCUGCAUUGCUUCUAAUGUAAUUGCAAUGUCUGUCUGUUCAAUAUUUGUCUUUCUACGUCUGUGGGCCCGUUACAGGUUGACAAUGAGGCUUCGGCUAGAUGACAUUGCAUGUGUCAUUGGAUAUAUUGGUUUCAUGGGAUACUCUACUAUGUGUCUGCUGAUGUUGAGAUACGGCGGUGGCCUUCACCAAUGGGAUGUCCCAGAUCAUCUCAUAACGCAGUAUAACCAGACGGUCUAUGCGACCAUGGUCAACUACGGACCAACAGUCUUUGCCAUCAAAGCAGCCAUUCUUCUUUUCCUCGCCAGCAUCUUCGCCCCUUAUAAGACCUACGUUAAAUGGAUAUAUGGCUUCCUCGGAGUCAUGGGCAUCUACUACGUCGCGAUGCUGUUUCUCAAGAUGUUCAUCUGUCGACCAAUCUCAAUGUUCUGGGGCGCUACCACCGAUGGCGAAUGCUUCAAUCAGCGAGUUCUCAUUCUCGUCGAUAACAUCAUCAGUCUUCUCAGCGACAUCGUUGUCCUUCUUCUACCGUGCCCUCUUACCAAGAAGCUCCAAGUUGGGCUUAUCGCAAAGCUCAAGAUCAUCGCCAUCUUUGGAGUCGGAGGUAUCGCUUGCAUCUUUAGCCUUGUUAGGCUAGUCUUUAUCAUCCAUAAUGGGGAAAGUCCAGAUCAGACCUACGUCUUUCUGCAAAUCAACCUCACUGGAAUUGCUGAGUGUGGAAUUGGAGUUGUUUGCGCGUGCUUCCCGUUCAUGCCAAUGUUAUGGAAGUCCAUUCUUCACAAGGACAAGCCAGGUUAUUCGUCCAAUUACUCAAGGUCGCAGUUUGAGAUGAUGAGUUCGUCCAAACAGCGAUCGCGAAACACAGGGCAUACACCAGAGAGCGUUCACUAUAAUGAAGAUAUGGGGAGUGAUGAGAACAUCCUCAUUCCUAAUGGCAAGUCGUACGUUACCACUAAAGUACGUGCAGGGGAUGAUACGGCUGAGGGUAGUAGUGCUGGAGAUGGGAAUGGGGGACACGGAGCAAGCCUUGAUGAUUCGCAUAUUCUUCGAACAGUCGAGGUGCGUCAGUAUGAAGAGCAUUAA